UCUCAAACCAAUUCAUUGCUAUUCUGUUUCCUGUCUUCGUUUUAUUCUGCAGUUCAGAUUCUGUCUGUUCAUAGUGAACUUGGUCGCUUUUUCGCAAUAUGUUUUGUCCCUGAAUCUAGUGUGUUACUGUUAAUUGAUAGCAGUAAAGGGUGCAUUGUAGAAACUAGAGAGACCGAAAAACAAAGAAGGGCUAACAAUGUCGUUUAUGAAAGGAAAUUUGCUUUCUCGAACGAGAAAGCUCGUCAAGGGGUUAGCCAAGGCUGAACCUGUGUGGCUCAAAGCCAUGGAACAGGCACCGCCAGCAACGUUUCCGCGACCUGAGGGGAAAAUUCCGACCAUCACGCUUCCUGAAGAUGUUUAUGUAAAGAGAUUUUAUAAAAAAUAUCCAGAAUCUAAAUACCAUGAUCCCAUCAAGUUUAAUGCUAUCGAUCCCCCUCCAUCUCGUUUAUUCGCCUUAAGGGUUCUUGAGUUGAAAGAGCAAGGCAUUAUUGAGGAAGAAGCAAUGGAAGUAGCAGAUAUGGAAUAUCUAGCAGAGAAAAAGGCAAAGAAGAAAGCAUAUGCUCGCCUGAAGCAAAUUGCGCGCCUCCAAGGAAAGAGACUACCUCCAAACCCAUAUCCUUGUCCUAUCAAGGAGAUCCAAGCUGAGGAGAGGAAAUACGUCCGCGAUCGAUUCUUCAAUCCCAAGAUACUUGAAAUUGUGAAACAAAAGAAAGAGGAAUCCAUGCAGAGAUUCGGAAGAGGCGAUUGGUGAUUUUUAUAGGGUAAAAUUAGAGCCAUUAUAUUGAAUCUUUGCCUCUUGAGCAAAUAAUAUGCGACAGCCUAUUACAAAAAAGUGCAUACUUCUGUUCUAAGAUUAAGUAUUUGUUAUUUAUUUUUUUCUGAAAAACUCUAUUAGAAAUUUUGGCCAAAAUUUCAUGCUAGUAGUGCACUUUGUUUUGUUGUCAAUUUUGAUACAAAUUUUGCUGCCAUUUUGGAUUUUCACAAACCUUGAAUCUUUAAUUAUGAAUUUCUCACUGUAAA
Vicia villosa (hairy vetch) is the source of this 1020-nucleotide messenger RNA. RefSeq lists its product as uncharacterized. The coding region runs from base 197 to 751 and encodes 184 amino acids. Gene Ontology annotation, biological process: translation. Gene Ontology annotation, molecular function: structural constituent of ribosome. Lineage: Eukaryota; Viridiplantae; Streptophyta; Magnoliopsida; Fabales; Fabaceae. The transcript is spliced from 5 exons. The record is from RefSeq and is a predicted model, not a curated record. Gene Ontology annotation, cellular component: ribosome.